Messenger RNA from Monoraphidium neglectum, 561 nucleotides. Its product is annotated as NifU-like protein 5. The transcript has 4 exons. The record is from RefSeq and is a predicted model, not a curated record. Gene Ontology annotation, cellular component: mitochondrion. The coding region runs from base 1 to 561 and encodes 186 amino acids. Lineage: Eukaryota; Viridiplantae; Chlorophyta; Chlorophyceae; Sphaeropleales; Selenastraceae.
AUGCUGCUGGCUGUAAUCAGAACCACCUACACACAGGCGACUACAUUGCCCUGGCGCAUGCCCGCGCCGCACCGGGGCGCCUCGCAGCAGCAGCAACAGCAGCAGCAGGAGCAGCAGCGCUGGGGCCACCCAUCGCUGCUGGGCUCUACAGCAGCAUGGGCGGCGCCGGGCGGCCCGUGGCAGCAGCACGCGCGGCGCGGCAUGUUCAUCCAGACGCAGCCGACGCCCAACCCCCAGAGCCUCAUGUUCGUGCCUGGGAAGCCCGUGAUGCAGAGCGGCAGCUUUGAGUUUGCCAGCGCGCGUGCUGCAAUGGCCUCUCCCUUAGCCAAGCGGCUCUUCGCCAUCGACGGCGUCACAGGCAUCUUCUACGGCAGCGACUUCGUGACUGUCACCAAAAGCGACGACGUUGCGUGGGCCGUGCUGAAGCCUCAGGUGUUUGCGGCCAUCAUGGACCACUACACCGCGGGCGACCCCCUGUUCACGGACGAGAAGACGCUUGCGGCCUCUGACACAGCCAUCCACGAGGACGACGACGAGGUGCGGGCGCACGCGCGAUGCUGA